AUGCAAUCCGAAGUUGAUUCAUUAAAACAACGAAUUUCUGAGCUUGAAGCCGAAAAGGUUGAGCUUGAAACCAAGAAUGCCGAGCUUUUAAAACAUGUUACGGAAGAGAGCACCAAACGCGAAGCUGAAAAUGCUGAGCUCAAAGCCAGGAUCGCCAAAUUGGAACAGAUUGCAGAAAAAAUACUGAGCUUAAAGAUAGAAUCACGAAAUUGGAACAGAAAUAGACGCAGGCUAUUACUAAUAAACAGGAGCCAUCUCCUACAAAAGAUAUUUCACCACUUAUCGAGAACAAUUCUGAUGAGGGGAAAGAAUAUAGCUCAACCUGAAUUUUCAACGGAGCCUGAAACAUCUACAACUUCUUUACCACAAGAUAUUAUCCAUGAUUCAGCUGAGAUCCUUGAUUUUGUAGAAACGAUGCACAAGGAAAGGAUUAGUAUAUCAACCCAAUCGACACCUGAACCUCUGGACUCGAAAACUGUGAAAAAGCUUUGGAAUCAAAAUCAAAAUAAAAGCCAGGACAAAACGUCCCAAUCGCACAAGAAAAAGGGAACAGAGAAUAUCGCUCAGGCUGGCCCUGCCGCUCAAGAACUGAUCGACCCAACGCGGCGCUCACGCCGACAACGAAACUCUGGCCGCAUACCUCGAUCUAAUAACGAAUGGUAA
Molecule: messenger RNA, 663 nt
Organism: Paraglomus brasilianum
Lineage: Eukaryota; Fungi; Glomeromycota; Glomeromycetes; Paraglomerales; Paraglomeraceae
Source: the annotation of a GenBank genome assembly